AUUUGGAGUGGCGGAACUCGCGUGCCCCAAUCGACCGGAAGGAUACGAAGCGGCGACAACGACGGCGGAUUCGGCACGAUAAGAGCGAUCUGGAACCAACAAGGCCUGUAGCAUCUCCGAGAAACAAUAGCUUAGUCUUCUCCCUGUCGUGAUCUUCUCCGGUUGUCGAUUAGAUCCUGCUCGUCGAGGACGGAGGCGAUCCCACUCUGAGUUCGCCACGCGCCUGUCCAUUGUAAACCUCGAUCGGAGGCUCCGAUUUCCUUUUCUCAAAGGCUCUGAAGUCUUGGAGGCCUAUUUUUCUUUUCCCUGCGGCAAAAUCAAUCCCGAUUUCUUCCAGCAUGACAGAGUAUUGGGUCAGCCAAGGAAACAAAUGGUGCGACUUUUGCAAGAUAUACAUCUCCAACAAUCCUUUGAGCAUAAGAACCCACGAGCUUGGUCAGCGUCACAAGGACAAUGUCUCAAAGAAGCUUGCUACUAUGAGAAAGGAGAGUGCUGUAAAGGAGAAGCAACAAAAAGAAGCUGCGCGAGCUCUCAAGGCAAUUGAAGCAAAAGCUAAACAAAGUUAUCAGAAGGAUUUGGCUUCUUUUGAAAGAAGUAAUGACCCUUCCGCUGAAUUGGAACCUAACAAGAAAAGUGCAGAUGAAGCUCAAAGUUCAUCUGCAACAAAAAGUGGAGAUGGAGUUGCAUCCAGUUCCAAAGGUGGUGCUGCCCCUGGGCGGGUUGUUUCAACACCUCUGAACCCCACAAGAGCAGUUAAAGGUGCACCAUCAUCAAUCGCUGUUAACAAAAGGAAGAGGGAUGAUGGAAAAGCAAAGGUGAUAUCCAAGGAGGAAGCAGAGGCUCUGAAAGCAAGGGAAGCUGCCAGGAAAAGAAUGGAAGAGAGGGAGAAGCCAUUCAUGGGCCUUUACAAGUCAUAUUAAUUUGCCUGGGUGAAAUCAAAUGUGUCAGUCAGUAUUCAGCAUUUGGUACUGAACCGGAUUCAAUCUUAGGCUUGGCAUGAAAGUAAUACCUGCGAAUCCAAUAGAUUUUUCACCAAACGGAUGACCGUGUAGAUUAAUUCUGUUUCAGCAUACUGCUUCGUCCAUUAGUUCAGGUGUGAUGUAUUAAUUAGAUCAUUAUGUAACUCAAAGAACAUUUGUUUUUUUUAUAGGUCGCGUAUCAUUGUCACCUUUUCCUCAUGUCUUAAACUGUUUAAGGUUAAUAGUCAUUUAUGAUUUAUUA
Molecule: messenger RNA, 1221 nt
Organism: Zingiber officinale
Lineage: Eukaryota; Viridiplantae; Streptophyta; Magnoliopsida; Zingiberales; Zingiberaceae
Product: zinc finger protein ZOP1-like
Exons: 4
Coding region: 339-920 (193 amino acids)
Biological process (GO): mRNA splicing, via spliceosome
Cellular component (GO): nucleus; precatalytic spliceosome
Molecular function (GO): RNA binding; zinc ion binding
Source: RefSeq, a predicted model, not a curated record